UUAAGGCCCGUGCCCAUAAAAGCUGCAAGUUGAUUGGCUAAACAUUUCUCGGAACUAGAACUUGGAGCAAGUUCUAGGCAUCCUGGACACAAAUCUAAAGGCAUUCUCCAAUCCAGUUGACGAAUUUUACAACAGUUGCAAACGUUGCGAAGCAGCUCUCUCCGCAGAACGCAUGCGCGUUGAGAAAGAGCGGCUCUCUUUUAUCAACGACGAUAAUAUACGGUUGGUAGACGUUUCGUUGGCUGCUUUCGCACUCGCAUAUGCUCAAUCCGGGUCAGUGCUCAGCGCUUCAGUCCACUUCAGUCGAAGACAGAACGUGCCUGCGCGCGGGUGUGUCGUUUGACGUUUGGUGUCGCCGUUGACGAUACACUCAUCGGCGUCGCGCGGUUAUCGGUCGCUGUGGGACGCGAUCGGCAAGCCUCACCUCGGCGAGGAGUCUCGGCUGCGACGACAAUCGCGCGUGUCCGCGGCAUCGGUGUCCCAAGAUACCCGUUGAUCGGGAGAUCGCGCGGCGGGAGAAGUCGCCGGCGAGAACCGCGAGAGUUCCCGUCCCGGAUCCCCGGUGACGCUCGCGAGGGCGGGCUCGUUGAUCUUUUCGCGUGGUCGGCGAGAGCGAUCGGCGACCCGGCGUGACGUGCGGGCGGGACGCGCGGCACGGCGCGUCACGUCGCGGCGCGACGUGGCGCGGCUCGGCUUGGCUCAGCCCAGCCUGGGCCUCGGCGCCGUUCUGCUCCAACGGACACGGAGCCAGCAACGCCGCGUACACAUACGCCGUCCCAGCCGUGAGGACGGACGGGCGUCCGCGAGGGGAGAAGUAGGGGGACUCGCGGCACGGCGGGUUAGCCGCGGAUCGUGCGCGCGCGGAGGAGAAUGAACGAGCGACUGAGCUUCUCAGCGUCCCGUAGCCAUCGUCAUCACCGUCACCACCAUCGUCGCCGUGGUCACCGUCCCGCGAUCGCCGGUUCCUCCGCCGAGGAGUGGCCCGAACAUUUUUGACACGAGUGCACCGACCACCGUCGUCGUCGUCGUCGUCGCCGACGCCGACGCCGUCGCCGCGGGCGACGGCACUAAGCGACCGCGGCCGAGCGCACGCGAUCGGCAGGACUGUUCGCGAACCAGGCGAGAAUGAACGGCUUCAGCACCGGCGAGGAGGACUCGCGGGGCGCGGCGGAUCAGAUCUGCUGCCUCGUCGACGAGGGCGAGCGGUGCUCCCGCCCGGCCGGCAACGCGUCCUACAGCAAGCGCAUACAGAAGACCGUCACCCAGCGGCGGCUCAAGCUCAAUCUCGAUCACAUGGCACGCCACAUAUACAUCUGUGAUUAUCACAAGCAAGUGAUCCAGUGUGCCAGGACCAAGCAGCAGCAGCAACGGAGGCGCAAGGACUCCGAAGAGGACUCGGGCGAGACCGACAACGACCUCCCGGAAGUCGACCUCUUCCAAUUGCAAGUCGGCACACUGAGGCGAUACAAGAGGCACUACAAAGUCUCCACCCGACCGGGCCUCAAUAAGGCUCAGUUAGCGGAUACUCUCAUGAAGCAUUUCAAGACCAUCCCCGUUGUGGAGAAGGAGGCUCUCAGCUUCUUCAUAUAUACAGUUAAGACCAACGCGAACAAGUUGGACCAAAAGAACGGCUUGAGCAGCAGCGACACAACGUAACGUUGUACAGCAAGAAUUGUAUAUCGUCCUUGUAAUUAGACAUUAACUAUGUGAUAAGUAUAAUAUAAUAUCGAUUUCCACUUGUUAGUAUAACAAGUAGAAAUUUAGUAGUCUUUUUAUAAGUUGCGAAAUAUUAAAAAAUAUACAUGUAUAUGAUAAAAUUAAUGUAUAUACAAUAUAUGCAUAUACGUAUGUGUAUAUAUAUAGUUAUAUAUACAUAUAUGUGUGUGUAUAUGCUGUGCGAUGUGGCACAAUAUACUUACGUAUAUGUAUUUCAAUACCGAAGUUAUAUCGUUAUUUUAUUUUCCAUCGCACUUCUCGUACGUAGAAAUUGGCACGAUGUAAAAAUGUACAAAAUAAAGUCGCGCUCGCGAUUCCGUUUUAGAAAUCGCGAGUGACGAUGGGAAUACUUUGGGAAUAUCUGCCCGGAAAAGGCAGAUACGCAAUUAUUACGAUAAAAAUAAAUGACAUCUGUGAAUCCGCAAUGCGCUUUUAUUUACUUUACCUUUAUUGAAAAAAAAAGAAAAUACAUAGAAUAUACGUUCUGUCGUUUUGGGAUCUUGAGAUAUAAUUUCCCUGAUAUAUUUAUAUAUCUAUGCUUAAAGUAUGAAUAUGUGUAGCGUCCGAUAAGACAUGUAUAAAGACCGCAAUUCUCUUUCUGCUCUUGUUUUACUUUCUAUUGUAUCCACAUGCUCGUUAGCAGUGCGGACAUUGUCAUGAAUUAUUAACUCGCUUUUCCGAUGGAUUCAUUGACAAAGAUUUUGUCUUUAUUGAUAAUUUAUCAAUCCCUCUAGCCCCUUUGAUAAAGAUUUUCAUUUGUUCGUGGAGAUGAAAAAAAUUCACAUGUAAAUUUAAUUUGUUAAAAAUAUCCACAGUGGGUGAAGAAACGUAUGGAGUUCCUCAAAUAUAAAAAAGUCAUCGACGCGUAUCGCUUUCUACUUGAUAACUUAUUGUAAAACAAAAUCCAUUCAGUUACAUGUUCAGAAGACAUAACGAAGAAAUCAAAAAGUCUAAUCAACAAAAUACUUGAGUAAUAUUACAGCGGUGAAAGAAAGAUUUCAACGUUAUGCAUUAUUUUGAUUUCACAGUUUGUUUCUUUGAACUGUUCAAAG
Messenger RNA from Vollenhovia emeryi, 2768 nucleotides. RefSeq names its product histone deacetylase complex subunit SAP30 homolog (gene Sap30). The record is from RefSeq and is a predicted model, not a curated record. Gene Ontology annotation, molecular function: protein binding; transcription coregulator activity. The coding region runs from base 1126 to 1656 and encodes 176 amino acids. Gene Ontology annotation, biological process: regulation of DNA-templated transcription. Gene Ontology annotation, cellular component: histone deacetylase complex. The transcript has 3 exons. NCBI's taxonomy places the organism in Eukaryota, Metazoa, Arthropoda, Insecta, Hymenoptera, Formicidae.